This is a messenger RNA of Penicilliopsis zonata CBS 506.65, 1806 nucleotides long. RefSeq lists its product as hypothetical. The record is from RefSeq and is a predicted model, not a curated record. Lineage: Eukaryota; Fungi; Ascomycota; Eurotiomycetes; Eurotiales; Aspergillaceae. Bases 146 to 1798 code for a protein of 550 amino acids. Gene Ontology annotation, molecular function: ubiquitin binding. The transcript is spliced from 2 exons.
AAACGACCAAGUUUUGACCAACUCACUCACCGUCGACAACCACGCUCGACGGCAGUCUCCAGCCUCUAUUCAACUAUUAAUACCCAGAAAGGCAUGCACAGAAUCGCCCGAAGGAGAUUACGGCACACGGCUCGGGAGUUUGAAGAUGGGUGAGAACGCCAAUGAUUUGCUCGCAGAGCUUGAAAAAAGCUAUUGUCCCCCGCUAGACCCUGCGUUGUUCACUGCUAUUACCUCCGAUUUUGACCUAACGGACCCGGCGCAGGUCAAGCAGCUCCAAGACACACUCGACACCUUGAAAUUGUCGGCAUGGGAACAAGAAGACCUUCCGUUUGAUCCAUCUGGGACCAGUGGUACCCAACCACUCAAUGGCCUCGAGAACGAUGGGGCAAUGUCCGAGCCGGGCGCGUCGCAGUAUGAGAGUACGCAGUCGUGCGAGACUGAUCUCACCAGCCUCGCAUCGGACUUUUCAUUCUCGCUGAGCGUUGGGGAGAAACAACGCGCGGGGUACAAUAAUAACAAUACUAGUAACAAAAAGCAAGCGUCUGGCCGAGUAGGAGGGAGUCAGGAUGACCGGAUCGACUAUUUGGCGGAAAUGUUCCCGUCAAUCGACCUCUACACUAUCCAACACACACUUAGGAAAUGCGACAAUGACGUGGAUCGCUCGAUGGAUGUUCUACUCAACAUGACUUUCUUCGACGAACAGCAACCGAGCGAGGAUGGGGACCAAGUUGCCAUACCCAAGGGGAUCGACGGGUUUGGUGAGAACGCCGUCGCGGGUGAUAUUGGUCGCAGAAAGGGUCGAAAACGGAAAACCAAGAACAGCCGUGCUAAUUCUCAGUCGCAGCCUUUCCUGGAGGAAGAGAACAGCAAUAGUAGUGCAGCUAAUAACAAGUGGAGAACUGCGCAGAAUGAUAUCGAGUUUAUUCUCGCGCGAACGGCCCCUGUUCUCAAGAAAGAGACCGUCGCAUCUACUUACCAUGCCCAUGGCGCCUCGUUAUCCGCUGCUAUACGAGCCUUAGCAACGGCCAAUAAGCCCCAGGCGGAGCAUUGCAUUGGCGAGAAUCCUGUUCUGGCAGCCCAGGUGGCCGAGCUCGCGCAGGAGUUUUCUUCGGUGCCCCUAACUACCCUCGCGGGGCUGCUAACGAUCAGUCGGAAUUCGAUCUCAGCUGCGAAUGAGCUAGCCGCGGCCAUGGUCCGUCGCCCAGCCCCUGCUUCCCUGUCUGAUAUAAUCAAGUUUUCAACCCCUUCAGUCACGGCGGAGGUAGAUGUUGAGACACCGAGGCCUCCGCGGGCUCGGACGGUGCAGGACUACGAGAGCGUGCGCACAGCUGCCCAUUCACACUUUGAUGCAAGUUCUACGGCCUUCAAUAAGGCUUCGGCCGCUUAUCGACGCGGGAAAUCCGACCGCCUAAUGGGCGCGGCGGCGGCGUAUUACUCUUCUGUCGGACGUGAACACCUUGAAAAGGCGAAGCGAAACGCCUCUGCUGCGGCGGAUGCGUGGGUCCAUGGCCAGUCGACGGCGGACACGUUAGAUCUGCACGGGGUGUCGGUGCAGGAUGCGGUGCGGAUCGCUAGCGAAGGAGUGGCCCUCUGGUGGGAGUCUCUGGGCGACGCCCGGUACAUUCGCGGCGGCAACUCUUCGGCUCGUCAAGGGUAUCGAAUCAUCACUGGUGUUGGACGUCACAGCCAUGACGGCACGUCACGAAUCGGCCCGGCCGUGGGCAAAAUGCUCGCACGCGAAGGAUGGAAAGUCGAGGUGGGCGAGGGGGUCCUCACAGUGAUGGGGGCUCGGCAGUGAUAGCAUGG